This is a messenger RNA of Carlito syrichta (Philippine tarsier), 5629 nucleotides long. RefSeq names its product zinc finger CCCH-type containing 7B (gene ZC3H7B). Bases 19 to 2949 code for a protein of 976 amino acids. The record is from RefSeq and is a predicted model, not a curated record. Gene Ontology annotation, molecular function: metal ion binding; protein binding; miRNA binding. Lineage: Eukaryota; Metazoa; Chordata; Mammalia; Primates; Tarsiidae. The transcript is spliced from 22 exons. Gene Ontology annotation, biological process: miRNA processing.
UCUCUCCCCCAGAGACUGAUGGAGAGGCAGAAACGGAAGGCGGAUAUCGAGAAGGGGCUGCAGUUCAUUCAGUCGACACUACCCCUAAAGCAAGAAGAAUAUGAGGCCUUUCUGCUCAAGCUGGUGCAAAAUCUGUUUGCUGAGGGCAAUGACCUGUUCCGAGAGAAGGACUAUAAGCAGGCCCUGGUGCAGUACAUGGAGGGGCUGAACGUGGCGGACUACGCUGCCUCUGACCAGGUGGCCCUGCCCCGGGAGCUGCUGUGCAAGCUACAUGUCAACAGAGCUGCCUGCUACUUCACCAUGGGCCUGUAUGAAAAGGCGCUGGAGGACAGUGAGAAGGCUCUGGGACUGGACAGCGAGAGCAUCCGGGCACUAUUUCGCAAGGCACGUGCCCUCAACGAGCUGGGACGCCACAAGGAGGCUUAUGAGUGCAGCAGCCGGUGCUCCCUUUCCCUGCCACAUGAUGAAAGUGUCACUCAGCUUGGUCAGGAGCUGGCGCAGAAGCUUGGGCUGCGAGUUCGCAAGGCAUAUAAGAGGCCCCAGGAAUUGGAAACCUUUUCUCUGCUUAGUAAUGGCACUGCGGCUGGCGUGACAGAUCAGGGAACUUCUAAUGGAUUGGGGUCCAUAGAUGACAUCGAAACAGACUGCUACGUGGAUCUGCAAGACUCCCCGGCCCUCCUCCCUUCCACCCCCACGAUGCCCCUGUUCCCUCAUGUUCUGGAUCUGCUGGCCCCCCUGGACAGCAGUAGCAGGGUUCUCCCCAGCACCGAGAGUCUAGAUGACUUCUCAGAUGGGGAUGUCUUCGGUCCAGAGCUGGACACCCUCCUGGACUCACUGUCUCUGGUUCAGGGUGGCCUGCCCGGCAGCGGCAUGCCUAGCGAGUUGCCUCAGCUGAUACCUGUGUUCCCUGGUGGGACCCCACUGCUGCCACCUGUGGUGGGCGGCUCCAUCCCCGUCUCCAGCCCACUGCCCCCCGCCUCCUUCGGCCUGGUCAUGGACCCCUCCAAGAAGCUAGCCGCCUCUGUGCUGGAUGCCCUUGAUCCCCCGGGCCCCACACUGGACCCCCUGGACCUGCUGCCAUACUCCGAGACUCGGCUGGAUGCCCUUGACAGCUUCGGGUCAACCCGAGGCUCCUUGGACAAGCCUGACUCCUUCAUGGAGGAAACCAACUCGCAGGACCACCGUCCUCCAAGUGGUACUCAGAAACCAGCCCCUUCGCCAGAGCCCUCCAUGCCCAACACCGCCUUGCUCAUCAAGAACCCCUUGGCUGCCACUCACGAGUUCAAGCAGGCCUGCCAGCUCUGCUACCCCAAGACAGGCCCCAGGGCUGGUGAUUAUACCUACCGGGAGGGCCUUGAGCACAAGUGCAAGCGGGAUAUCCUGCUCGGCCGGCUCCGGAGCUCCGAGGACCAGACCUGGAAGCGAAUCCGGCCCCGGCCCACCAAAACCAGCUUUGUGGGCUCCUACUACCUGUGUAAAGACAUGAUUAACAAGCAGGACUGUAAGUACGGGGAUAACUGCACCUUCGCCUACCAUCAGGAGGAGAUCGACGUGUGGACCGAGGAGCGGAAGGGCACCCUCAACCGCGACCUACUCUUUGACCCGCUGGGGGGCGUCAAGCGUGGCAGCCUCACCAUCGCCAAGCUCCUUAAGGAGCACCAGGGCAUCUUCACCUUUCUCUGUGAGAUCUGCUUUGACAGUAAACCCCGGAUUAUCAGCAAAGGCACCAAGGACUCUCCCUCUGUCUGCUCCAACCUGGCUGCCAAACACAGCUUCUACAACAAUAAAUGCCUGGUGCACAUCAUCCGCUCCACCUCCCUCAAGUACUCCAAGAUCCGCCAGUUCCAGGAGCACUUUCAGUUCGACGUGUGCCGUCACGAGGUGCGCUAUGGAUGCCUGCGGGAGGACAGCUGCCACUUCGCCCACAGCUUCAUUGAGCUCAAAGUCUGGCUGCUGCAGCAGUACUCAGGCAUGACCCAUGAAGACAUCGUUCAGGAAUCCAAGAAAUACUGGCAGCAGAUGGAGGCCCAUGCAGGGAAGGCCAGCAGCAGCUUGGGUGCCCCACGGACACAUGGGCCCAGCACCUUUGACCUGCAGAUGAAGUUUGUGUGUGGCCAGUGCUGGAGGAAUGGGCAGGUGGUGGAGCCUGACAAGGACCUCAAGUACUGCAGUGCCAAGGCCCGGCACUGCUGGACCAAGGAGCGGCGGGUCCUUCUGGUGAUGUCCAAAGCCAAGAGAAAAUGGGUAUCAGUGAGGCCACUGCCAUCCAUUCGCAACUUCCCACAGCAAUACGAUCUCUGCAUCCACGCACAGAACGGCCGCAAGUGCCAGUACGUGGGGAACUGCUCUUUCGCACACAGCCCUGAGGAGAGAGACAUGUGGACAUUCAUGAAGGACAACAAGAUCUUGGACAUGCAGCAGACCUAUGACAUGUGGCUGAAAAAACACAACCCAGGGAAACCUGGAGAAGGAACCCCAAUCAGUUCUCGGGAAGGGGAGAAGCAGAUCCAGAUGCCCACGGAUUACGCCGACAUCAUGAUGGGUUACCACUGCUGGCUCUGCGGCAAGAACAGCAACAGCAAGAAGCAGUGGCAGCAGCACAUUCAGUCUGAGAAGCACAAGGAGAAGGUCUUCACGUCUGACAGUGACGCCAGUGGCUGGGCCUACCGCUUCCCCAUGGGCGAGUUCCGGCUUUGUGACAGGCUCCAGAAGGGCAAGGCCUGCCCAGACGGGGACAAGUGCCGCUGUGCCCAUGGACAGGAGGAACUCAACGAGUGGCUGGACCGGCGUGAGGUGCUGAAGCAGAAGCUGGCCAAAGCUCGCAAGGACAUGCUUCUGUGCCCACGGGAUGACGACUUUGGCAAAUACAACUUCCUGCUGCAAGAGGACAGGGACACAACUGGUGCCACCCCAGAAGCCCCUGCCAUUGCUGCCACCACUGGGGAGUAGGGCCAGGUCUUGGCCAUGGGCAAAGUCCUGGGGUCAGGGGGUGGGGGUGGAGACAGAGGGUCUGAUAGCAGGGUCAGGGCAGGCCAGCUGGGGGUGGGGGUCACCCUAAUCAGGCAGUCCCUAGCCCCUGGGGCCCUGGCCAUCCUCUCCGUCCCCAGUGCCCCAGGUAUGCAAACCCAGGUGCACAUGCUGCAGCCCCAAGCAGUCCCAGGGUCCUGGUCCUGCUGGAACCUGGACAGACCCUUCCCACCCCCAUGGCUCUCCUGGUUGAGGAGGGAGGGGCCUGGCUGACCCCUCCAGCUUCAGCCUACAGCUUUAACUUCUCUCUGCUCCUAAAGGGGCCCAAAGCUCAGGGCUGGGGAGUCUGGGUCCCCACUUGAAUCUGCAGCAGGAGGGUCCUUCUCCCUGCCCCAUCCUCACCCCACCCCAUCCUCACCCCACCCCCCUCUCCCUGGGAGCAGACCAGGACACACAGAGGGCAGGAGGCCCCAAUUAGCUUUAAAAUACAGCCCCACAAUGGAGCUGAGAACACUGUACUGGUCACUUACCCUCUGGGACUUCAGCUUCCCCUCUGGUUGGAAGAGUGGGAAGGGCUGGGCUAGAUGAUCUUUAGAGUCUGACUAAGCUGUCUCGCUCCUCUGUCUGACUCUACCACCCCAACCCCAUUCUCGAUGGAUAUAGAUGGUAGAUCCUCAGAGGUGACCCAGCCCAAGCCCUAUUGUGGAGAAAGGAGAACUAAGGCCUGGAAGAGUGGAGUGAUUUGCCCAGGCUCCCAGCAUUAGGCAGAUCUGGGAUGAAAACAGUGGUCAAAAGACUCAGGGCCAGUUAUUAGCUAGAGCCUGCCUGCUCCUCAGCAGGGGCGUGGCAGUUUCUGAAUCCGUGUGCAGCUAGGAGUCCAGGGCCUGGGGAAGGGAGGCCCAGAGGAGGGCUGGUGGUAUCAGUACCCCAUGGAGGGACAGUCCCCUCUCAAGGAUGGUUGGAGGGAGUGUAGCAGAGGCUACUUCCCCAUGCCCACUUGGGAAAAGGCAGCAAAGGACAGGACACCAUGAGCUCAGGAUCUGCAGAGGCAUGGGGGUGGGGAGGGUGGGAGUCUGGGGUAUAUGGAGAAAAGGUAGGCUUGACCUUGGGCACCAUGGGCCACUCCAGGAGGGGACAUAGCCCCUUUCUUUAGGACCCAGCAUGGUCCUCUCUCUAGAACCAGACAUAUAAUUAUGACUGUCUGUCCCAGCUCCUCCCUGAUCCCCAGCCCAACCAGCUGCCUGGGACCCCAGUGGACACCCAGUCCCUGCUCCCACCCAACAAGUCCUCUCCUGUUCCUCUCGUCUGACAUGUCUGUGUGCACCCCUUCCUCUCUACCCCACCCCCAUGGGCAGGCCCAGCCUCCUCUGGUUCCCCAGACAUUCCAGAUACCCCAACCAUUGGCACAAGGAGUGGGGAGCCCCGGAAGGAACCAGGGACCAAGGCUGAGGGGGUUGAGAAGGAGAGAAGGGAAUACCCCAUUCUCCUCAGCAAGGAUAAGUGAGUGCGCUGGCAUAGUGACGGGUACCCAGGGCUAUAGAAAACCCUGUUCCUCUUGCCACCACUGCCUGACCUUUCCCGGUAAUUGGCAUGCACCCUUUCCUCUUCCCUGCCUCCGCCCCUGCCCCCAGCAGGUCAGCACUGCAGAGUUUGGGUGCUGGCAGCGUAGCUGGAGGGGAGGAGAGACCACACCCAAGGUGGGGGGGCUGUGGCCGUGAAUGUCGAUGAUACUUGUUUUCCCUGGUCUGUGGUGUUGCAGUCUGUUGUCACCAGCCUUGUUUUUAGUGUGUAUAUAUGUUGCCCCCAUGAUGCAUAUAUACACAGGUAUUAAAUAUAUCGCUCUAUAUAAUAUUAUAUAUGUGUGUGGUAUCCAAGGAAUCACUUCUAAUGAGGGCUAAAGAUAAAGAAUUUGACCAGAAAAUGCAGCCAUCCUCGUGUGAUUAGGAGAGUUUUUCAGGGUCAUCAGGCUAAAUGCAAGGAGACAGGGCAUAGAACCAUGGUUUAGAGGUGACUGGGCAGCUAGGGGGCCAACUCUGCCUGAUAGCUUCCCAGACCACCCUAAUCUAGAGGGAGAGAGCAGGAGUGCUCAGGGAGAGAAAAUGGUUUGUAUUUGUCUUCCUCCAUAAGGAAUAGGACUAGAGUCCAGAGUUUUCAUCUUCAGCCUAUUAUCUGUCCAGGAACUCUUUGGGAUCUGGGCUCCCUGGCCUGGCCAGAGCUGGGUCCCCCACAGGAUAAGGAAGAGAGAAUAGGAGGCAGGGAGUGAUGGGGUGCGCAGAAAACACUUAAUGAUAAGAGUACCCAUUUUCGUUGUAACUCCUCUAGGGCCCCCAGCUUGGAGGCUCAGAUUGUUGAAUCCAGGUCCUAUGCCCACUCCUAGCAGGCAGGGACAAGAUGGCAUGUCAAACAUGGGGGCAAGGCUGGGGAGGGGAUGGAUGCUGCAUUUCUCAGCUGGGCAGUAAUCAAUUUAAUGAUCCUUUAAAAUGUCUAUGUAUUAAAAUUUUAAGAAUACCACACUUUAAUAUUAAAUAUUCAUAAGGUCUAGUAUCUUGAUAAUAAUGUAGAUGUUUUAAUAACAAUUUUUGUCCUUCUUAAAAUAAAAUAAAAGAAACUUGCUUCUUUUAGCCUUUGUUCUAGAAAAUAAACUUGUGCACUUUGACCUCUG